ACAGAAAGCCUCAGAAACAGCACAGCUAACAAGAGCUCCAGCUGACAGCCAAUAGGAAGCCAGAGGAAACCAAACCACAAACUAUCUGUGAACAUGACUUCCAAGCUGCUGGGCGCCCUCCUGGCUAUCUUCCUGGUUUCUGUAGCACUGAAUGAAGCUGCUGUAUUGCCUCAGGCCGUGUCAGAACUCCGGUGUCAAUGCAUCAAAACUCAUUCCACACCUUUCCAUCCCAAGCUCAUUAAGGAGCUGAGAAUGAUUGACAGUGGACCACACUGCAAAAACACAGAAAUCAUGGUCACUCUUCAGGACAAUAGAGAGCUCUGCCUGGACCCUCAUGCAAAGUGGGUGCAGAAAGUUCUUCAAAUCUUUUUGAAGAGAGCUGAGAAUAAGCCACAAUAAAAUGGAAGGGCUUCUUCUUUGUCUUGGAUUUAUCGCUCCAUGAAGAUGCCAAUGAAGUUUCAGGAAAACCGUUUCUUUUUAAAAUAUGUAAUACGGACGAGAGAAUCAAGGAAGCCGGGUCUUGACUUAGCCACUGAUUCACUCUGCCUCAAUUUCUUUAUCUCUGUAACUGCUCAAGAAUACCCACCCAUUCCUACCUCACUGGCAUGUUCAUUAUGUGGUUAACAAUGCCAAAGCUGUUUCUGCUUUUUCAUUUUGGGGUCAGACAACAUAAUGUUAUUGUUUUCAACUAUGAUUUAAUUUAGAUAUUUACUAUUUAUGUAUUUAUUAAGAGGAUGUAUAGAGUUGGAGCUGGAUGAUAAAAACUGCCCUGAUAGGAAGUGAGGACAAAACGACAAUGAAGUUGUAUUUUAUUUAAGACCUGAGGAAUACUCGAUAUUCCUCCUAUCUUCACUGUUAGAAACAGGAUUCUGCCUUCCAGAAGUAUCCAUGGAGGGAUGGCCUCAGUGGAAACUUGGAUUAAGGACUUCUGCCCUAAUUCUGGAAUCUAGAAUGGUUUAAGAAAUGAAACAGCAAAGUCUACUGGGCCAAAGUCCCAGAAUUCUUCUUGGUGGGGAAAUUAUUUAUAGUGUCAUAACUUUGUUAUGAGUCUAUUUAAAUGGUUGUACUCUGUCACUACCAUAGUUUAUUUAUUUAACUUAACUUGAGAAAACUUUUUUAUAUUAUGUCUGGGAAAAGUUUUCCUAAUAUUUUUGGGAAUUUGGGAGCAUGAGCAUAUUUAUGAAAAAUGUAACUUAUUGCCAACUUUGUAAACAUUUGCUUUAUUCUAGUUUUUUUGUUUAGAUUUCUUAGAAGUUUUCUUUCAAUAAAAAUGCACAUUUUGAUUUAAAAA
Molecule: messenger RNA, 1291 nt
Organism: Trichosurus vulpecula (common brushtail)
Lineage: Eukaryota; Metazoa; Chordata; Mammalia; Diprotodontia; Phalangeridae
Product: interleukin-8-like
Exons: 4
Coding region: 94-399 (101 amino acids)
Biological process (GO): neutrophil chemotaxis; cellular response to lipopolysaccharide; chemokine-mediated signaling pathway
Cellular component (GO): extracellular region
Molecular function (GO): CXCR chemokine receptor binding; chemokine activity
Source: RefSeq, a predicted model, not a curated record